AUGGAUAAACUUCAAAAAUAUAUAGAUGAUAAUUUAAGAGUUAUAAAGUUAUUACCUACAGUAUUUUUUGUAACCGGAGUAUGUCUUCUUUCAAGGCAUUUUUAUCUUUUUACUAAGUUUAACUCUAUUCACUCCAUACCAUCUGGUGUAUACAAUCGUCAAAUACGUUUGAAAGGAUUAAUAUACCAUGUGAAUGACACAAGUGAAUUGGAGAUAUUUCAUUUACCUAAGAUUAGAACACCCUUCCGCAGUUCACUUGGUGAUACAAUUAAACUUUGUAUCCCAGUAGAACAUUCUGAAUUAAGUAGACAAUGGAUAAAAGAUAAUAUUCAUGUCGGUGACCGGAUUACUUUCAUCCCUGUAAUGCCGAUUGAUGCAGAAGCAAAACUUUUGGCUAUUGUUUUCAAAAAGUGGUACUUUUUCAGAAAAGAUAUAUCAUACUAUUUGUUAGCCAAUGGAAUGGUCAAUCUUGAAGAUUCCAGCAACUUGCCAGACAACUAUCGAAACAAAUAUGUUGGAGCAGUUGUAAAAGCAAUGAAUAAGAAAAAAGGUAUUUGGAGAGAAGAAUCAGAAGUUUGGAAAUCUUGUAAAUUAGUCUUUGAACGAAUCAAACGUCUAUUGAAAUUUUAUGAAUAA
Molecule: messenger RNA, 636 nt
Organism: Trichobilharzia regenti
Lineage: Eukaryota; Metazoa; Platyhelminthes; Trematoda; Strigeidida; Schistosomatidae
Source: the annotation of a GenBank genome assembly